AGUUAGUCGAUUCUACAUCCUGGCAUCGUGGCACGUGCCAGAAAUAGACGACGGUUUCCCGUGUUAAAUACGACGCAGGGGGUGCAACGACAUUCGAAGAUUGUGAACGAACUCGUGAAACAUCCUCAGUUCGUCCAAAGUAUCUCGUAGUCACGGUUCUGCUCCCUUUUCGCAGGAAACUUUUAUCCUUUAACUCGUAUUAUUCAAAUAAAAUUAUCAAAUUACAAAACAAUCGCGAUUCUUUUUGAUACCAAUGAAACCCGUGAAGAUUGACAGAGAUUGCUCGGGUAGUUUCGAUCAAGAGGAUCAAUGAACUACGCUUAUAAUCUACCCUUUGAUUACGUGAAUUAAUCGCUAUUUAACCAAUUAGAGGAGAAUCAAAUUCGCGAGGGUUAUCGAAUGAAAGCUGUAAGAGAUUUUAAACGAUUCCAAUGUCCGCCGAGCAACACGUAAAUAAAUCGAUCAAUUAAAUCGUUGGGAAGUAAUUAAAUCAGACAGCAAUUCUUCCGGAAGUUAUAAACAGAAUCGAUCGAUCGAAAGAGAGGAAAGAAGAAGUUUUUACAGUACGUAAUUUUACUUCAAUUUCCAAGAAGGAUCAUGGGUAAAAACGCUACUGGACCGAUAAUCAGGAUGUCAUCUUCCGGAACUCACGGAGCCGGAGGUAUCGAAUGUUGCUGUUGUAGAUGUUGCACCUGCAUACACAUCGAGUUUCUUAAAACUUCUCCGGGAAUCGUAAAAGUCUGUGAAACGGUAAUUAGCGGAAUCAUUCAGAGUUUAUUAGUCAAUUAUGGUCUAAGGUAUAGCACGUCCAUUGGAUCUGCCUUUGAGGGAUCUUUGACGACGUCUUCGGCCUGCUUUUUGAUAUCCACCGUUUUAUUGGUCUGCUAUGUAGUCUCAGAAAAAUCUUACAGACUUAUCCGUUCAUCGCUUUUCGAAAUGAUGUUUAACGCAUUGGCAAGCUUUUUGUACCUGAGUUCUGCCUCCUACCUCGCCUUUUCUACAAAGAUAUUUCUCUUACCUGAAUAUUAUCUAAAGCCAGGAUUUGAUGUUUAUCCAGCUAUGACAGCAGCUUAUAUUCUAAGCGCAGUCGUUGGAAUAUUACACGGAUUUGAUUCAUAUUUUUCCUUUAUUUAUUAUAAAACAGGCAGAUAGAUUUAAAUGUCAAUAGGCUUGAAUUUGAUAAUACCACAGAUCAGAACAUUUCAAUGCUGCACCUAAACGUAUUGAUUCGAACUCGUCCAUAGACAUUCUAGUUAUAAAUAACAUCAAAACAUUUAGGUGCUAUUAUUAAAAUAUCUCAUUAUGUAUAAGUAGAGUAUACGAAACGGGUCCUUUCGCCAGAGACGACUAUUGAAAAUGGUGAUCGCUUAAAGAAUCAGGAAAAAUUUCACAAUUCCGACGAAUUUUCGUAUCGUCUCGUCGGUGGAGGAGGGCCGGUUUCGUUGUCGCAGGAAAUUGAUCGUAAAGUGGUACGAACAGUUUAUUUCAGAGCUAUUGAAAGUGAAAUAAAUUGUUUAAGUGCUCGGCUCGGUGUCUCGAAGCGAGAGAAGGCAGGCGCGAACGUGCUGGCCUGUCUAGCUAGCCAUCUAGACGUUCUCUUUGCUUAUUCAUUGCUCACGGCUCACGAAAACGGUGAAAUUUCGCGCGCACGUGAAAGGAAAAGAGGGAAUGAGGGAGACAGGUAGAGACAGAGACAGAGACAGAGACAGAAACAGAGAGAGAGAGAGAGAGAGAGAGAGAGAGAGAGAGAGAGAGAGAGAGAGAGAGAGAGAGUGUUAAUUGUUCGUGAAAAAGAGACGGAGGACAAGUCGAGUGAUCUUAUUCUAUUUCUCGAGUCAAACGUAAGAUAAGCAGUUAAUUAAUUAUCGCACAGAUGGUACAUAAAAAUGCCUUUCCAAUGAAGUUUCAUCCCGAUAAGAUAAAUUUCUAAUGCGGAACAAUAAAAUGAGAAUAAUCUCAAUGAAAGCUACUUACACAAUUUGUUUCGCGCAUGUUUAUUCUAAUAGCAUUGGUACUAAUAGUGUACCACUAAUAGUGUACCAUAUGCCCGAACUUGAUACAAUAAAAGAGUAUUACUUUGAAUG
This is a messenger RNA of Vespula pensylvanica (western yellowjacket), 2084 nucleotides long. It is a transcript of the gene sing, whose product is annotated as protein singles bar. The transcript is spliced from 4 exons. Gene Ontology annotation, cellular component: membrane. The coding region runs from base 598 to 1152 and encodes 184 amino acids. Lineage: Eukaryota; Metazoa; Arthropoda; Insecta; Hymenoptera; Vespidae. The record is from RefSeq and is a predicted model, not a curated record.